Spinacia oleracea (spinach) is the source of this 5196-nucleotide messenger RNA. Its product is annotated as organic cation/carnitine transporter 2-like. Gene Ontology annotation, biological process: transmembrane transport. Gene Ontology annotation, cellular component: membrane. Bases 3443 to 4987 code for a protein of 514 amino acids. Lineage: Eukaryota; Viridiplantae; Streptophyta; Magnoliopsida; Caryophyllales; Amaranthaceae. The record is from RefSeq and is a predicted model, not a curated record. The transcript has 2 exons. Gene Ontology annotation, molecular function: transmembrane transporter activity.
CUUAAACGAGUGACAAAACUUAACUGAUAAGUAAAGUUUUAUCUUGAACAGGUUAGUAAGUUGGUAACUCUUACUAUGCCAAACGAAUUUGAAGUUCAAAACAUGUGAAGAUUACCAGUAUGAUAACAAUGAAGUUCAGACAUGCUGUUUGAUUGAGUGAGUCAAAACCUUGCAGGCCGAAGAAGUAGAAUUUCAAGUGUAGCUGUAUAAUCUAGUACAUAUCAAGUCAAAAGAUAAUUAUUCAAGAGUAAUAGAGUCAUCCCUGAUACAUAGGGAUCAGCUAGUUUGAAAUAAUUACAUGAGGUUGCGUCAUGUGAAUUUUCACAAUUCUGUUUCCAUGUGGAUUUAUUUUGGAUUGCGUUGUUCUUGUUGAUACUUUUGUCAUAGUCAAACUCUAGAACUCUAGAAGUACCGUUGUGAAAUUUCGAAAUUCUUAUUUGGUCACGUCCUUCCUGUUCCUGUUAUGCAUCCCAAUAUGAAGAUGCCAUAUGUGCAUACUCCUUAUGUCCAUAAAUUUUGUAAUAAUUUUGAAAAUACACAGCGAAUAAAGGAAUAGGCAUGUAACUAUGUAUUACUAAUUUACUAUAUUGACUAGUCACAUAGAGAUACCGAUGUACGGUUCUAAUGCAAUUCUGACCAUAUUAUGGAAUGGCUGAAGUUAGAAUUUGUUUACUAAUUUCAUGAAAUAUUUCUUCAUGGGGUGAUUAGCUUCUGUUAUUCCAGAUUGGGAGCAUUUAGUUGUCACCUUGAGGAUAAUUUCUAGCUUCAUACGUUUUUCUUGUCUUGCAGUUAGACUUGGGUAGUGUUUGAGUAAAAUUGACUCUUAGGUCUGUAGGCGUCUCAAGGAAACUCUAUCGUUUACAAUAAUGUCAAACCUUUGAUAUCCUGUAUUUCAUACAUCAAGAACUGGAGUCUAAACGCUUUUCUUUGAGAAGUUUAUUUCCACAUUGUGCUUUACUCAAUUCUCUGUCAUCGAGAAAGUAGACUCUGCAUAAGGUCAAGUCAGAGAUUUUAUGUUGUGGAUUACUGGAUUGAUUGAAGGAUAAACACUUAGUAGUAACUUGCCGCCUUGCUGGCCCUGAGGUCUUAGUAUUCUAGUGACUAGCACACUAAACUGAUAAAAGCAUAGGUCAAGAUCUCUAAAUUAUCUACUUCAAACACUAGAAUCCUAAGUAUCGUUUUAAAAGAGUAAAGCCCUGCUUUCACCUUCUGGGCCAGAAAGGGUGAUACCUGUGAACACAAGUCACAAGGUACACAAAUUUAGUCCUUCCUGUACUGUGAUACAGUUUCUAGCCUUGACCAGAAGUUGGUAGAUAUCAAGUUAAGGACGUAACAAUUGACGAGUACUUUGUAAUGACAGUCAAGAAAUACGGUCCUAAGAAAUGCUUAUCCUAGAAAAACGGAAUGCAGAGUAAUUUGGGGACAACAGGCAGUUUGACUGUUGGUAGUAUUGUCAGAAACGACGUCCAAGAGUUAUUAGAAAAAGAUGAAGCUCAAACAUCUGUUAGGAAUCAGGAUAAUCUUAAUGACAGCGUAGCUUUCAGACUGGAUAACUAGUGACUGCUAGAGCAUGGUAUUAGAUGUGGUGAACCAAAUAAAAGUUGAGUCAAUAUACAAAAACAGAUUGAUGAAGAAUAACUACGAGAAACAGGAUAAAGAUCAAGACACAGUGAAAGUAGGGAUUAUAGAAGUCCGGGGUUAAUCACAGAGGUUAUUGAUGACAAAUAGCUAGCAGUUAAUUAUGUAGAUAUAUUGAAUGGAUAAGAAGAAAUAGUGGUUAAAUCCACGGUUCUAGUACCAGCUCUCCAGUAGAACAUAUUGACCUAAUUUUUUCCUUUCUGGCUUUCCAUAUACUGAGCUAAUUAAAGUCAUUGGACAUUUCCGAAUCUAGAAAUGCAAGAGGUGCCAUGAAUUGAGUCAAUUGACUGCACAUUGUUUCCCCACCUAAUCUUCCCAUGUAUGAGAUGCAGUACUUUGGACUGCUAAUGAACCAACAAUUACAUCUUAAUUCUAGCGGUUAUUGACCUCAAAUAGUACUUCACUUCUGAAAAUUCGUUAGUAAUAGGGUAUCAGGGUAUGUAUGAUUGAUGAUUUGUGAACAUCAAUUAGUAAAAGAAUAUCAUUUGGUACAUUCUUAGAUUACACCUUUAUCAAAGCUCUGGCAUGUUUUCUACAUUAUUCCUCUUUUAUUUUGUGGUAUCAGUAUCCUUCCCUGAAAAUUGGUUUCCUAGAGCUGGGUUGUUACUUCCGGAUAUUGUGAGCAAUCUUUUCCACUUUUGCUAAAUUGGUUUCUAUUAUUAUAGGGUGAUGCAACUGGCUUGAUUUCCUCUAGACUUUGUAGUGCAUGUUUAGAAUGUUGGUUUAUGUCCCUCAAAAAAAAAAAAAAAGAAAAAGAAACAAAGUGGUUUACUUUGUGGUGAAACUGGCUUGAUUUCUUCUGCUUUUAUUUCAAUGUGAAUUUACUUAAGGAACCAGCUUUAUUUGAUAUUUGGCUGAGCUUGUUCAUGAGCACAAUGGACCACAUGCAGUCCUAUUAUAUUGUGCUUGAAGCUAAAAAUGCAGAUUAAUGUUUUAGUGUUUCCCUUUUGCAAUUCCUGUUGGAUGUGUUCUAUUGUGAUAUGGAACUUGUGGCUGUUGCUCUCUUAGGACUACAGCCAAAUAGACACCGGAGAUUUACAGAAUGGUGACUUACUGACUUGUGUUAGUCUUUUUUGGAGUUUGUCCCUUGACCUGGUUCCGUCAUCGCCUCCCCCCACAAAACAGAGACAGAAAAACUAACAAAUUAUUGUGGACAAAAGAAAGUAAUUUUCUAUUUUGAGGGUGAGUUUGCUUCUGCUUUGGUUAGACUGUGUGUCCAUACUUAACUUACUCUUCCUACUCUUACCAUCUUUUCAUAAUAUGGAAGGAAUUUGUGAGGAAAACGUUUGGCAAACACCGGAUGUCAAUUUGUUAAUCUGUUUUCCUGUUCCGAUUUGCUACUGUUACUGUCCUGGAAAUUGGACGUGUUUAAGAGCCGAGAGUUUCUUGAAUUUUUAUUCUUCUCUGUGAAAAAGCUGUUACAUUUUAACCAUCCUAUUCAGAGAUCAAUUUUUUGAUGUUCUAUCUAAUCCUGAUAGAGAAAGGUCAAUCCUCUUUAUUCCCAUUGGCUGGUUCCUGUAGAUUGUUAUUUGCAACAGCAUCUGUUAAUAAGUAGUCAAGCAGUAAAUACGCUGCUAUUACAUUGUGAACUCCGUUCGAUUGUGAUACAUUACAUACUUGCCCUUCUGGAAAUGAAGUAUGCAAUCGUAGAGAUGACAUUGAUCCGAGGACACAUACUGCACACUGCAUGAAAUUUUUCCGAACAUGAGUUCGACAUGAACACGAAUACGAGUGUCAUGAGCACGACGGGAUUGACCAAUAUCUGCUCGACAACGCUGAGCUUUACAGUAGUGUGUCUGUCCUUAUGGCCGAACAAGAUGAUCAGAGUGAGUCAGAGAAGGCGGCACCACUGUCCGUAGAAGAGGUGAUUGAGGGGAGUCUAGGACGGAUGAACUGCACUCAGAUGCUGCAAGCCAUCCUUGCAUCAAUUCCUCCUAUUUUUGAUCAGCAACAGACAUUUAUCAGUGUAUUUACAGAUGCUCAACCAAUAUGGCAUUGCAUCAAUGGUAAUCAAACAAACAGUAAGUGCACCAACACCUCCAAUAUUUGUAGCCUUUCCAAGAGGGAGUGGGCUUGGAAUGGGAAUAAACGCAGCACAAUCAUAUCAGAUUGGGAUCUCCAAUGUGCCACUUCUUUCAUUAAGGGUUUACCCGCAACCUCCUACUUCAUGGGUUGCUUGUUGGGCGGGUUUGUGCUUGCCUCCCUUGGUGAUUCAUCGUUAGGGCGAAAGAACCUCCUCUGUCUCUCAUGUUUGGUUAUGUCGCUGGCUUCACUUGCCUCAGCCUUUUCUCCAAAUAUCUGGGUUUACUCCGUAUUCCGCUUCAUUGCUGGUGUUGGUCGUGUUUCCAUUACCAUUUCAUCUUUUGUCCUUUUAUCGGAGAGGGUCGCCAAGCGGUGGAGAGGCCAAAUCGUUAUGCUCGGUUUCGUCUCCUUAACGUUUGGGUUGUUAUCCUUGACGAGUUUAGCUUACCUGACUCGAGAUUCCUCAUGGAGUACUCUUUACCUCUGCACUUCCAUUCCCGGAAUAGCAUGCUCCGUAUUAGUUUAUUUCUUCCUCUGUGAAUCUCCUAGGUGGCUGUUCAUGAUGGGACGCCAAAUAGAUGCCGUAAAUGUACUGAAAAGAAUCGGGUCCCUGGAUGAUCAAAUCAGCUCAAUGAUGCCAAACAUGCUAGAAUUCAAUCAAGGUAUUACUAUUCCCAACAAUCCCUUUUCAUCAAUCAAGGUUUUAGUGAAGAGAAGAUGGGCUCUUCGUAGGUUAAUAGUAGCCAUGAUACUCAGUUUCGGUGUUGGAAUGAUGUAUUUCGGGAUGUUGUUGGGUGUGGGAGGCUUGGGUGUGAAUAUCUACUUAAGCUCAACAUACAACGCUCUACUAUUCCUUUCAUCAUGCCUGCUUACUUUCCUGUUCUGGAUCCCAAGAUGCAACAGGAGGAGUUCAGUAUUGGGAUUCUGUACAAUCAGUGGUGCUGCUGGUAUAAUAUCCAUUACAGUUGGUCAUCGCCAUAAGGGUAUACAUGUCGGAUUAGAACUGACAGCCCUGUUUUGUGCUUGUAUGGUGUUUAAUAUCUUGUUCAUGUAUGUGGUGGAGCUGUUCCCAACUUGUAUCAGGAACACCGCAGCCUCACUGUCGAGGCAAGCACUUCUGUUGGCGUCGAUUUUUGUGCCGGAGUUGGUGGUGCUAGGGAGGAGAAAUCAACUCUUCUCUCAUGCAGUGUUUGGGGUCACCAUUCUUGUUUGCGGUGUUUUGGUGAUUUGUUUGCCGGAAACAAAGGGUAAGGUGCUUUGUGAUAGCAUGGAAGAACAGGAAGCACAAGACAAGGAGGAUGCCUCCACUUGCAUGCCUAAGUUAUGAUCUCUUCUUGUUCAACACAUUAUAACAUUUUUUUUUUGAGGGAACAACACAUUAUAACAUUUUUUUUUUUGAGGGAACAACACAUUAUAACAUUGUUGUACUGUUGUAUGUAUUGUUCCAUUCUUUUCAGCAACAUCCUUCCGCUUGAACUGUGUUAUAUCUGUUUGUACCAUCUUCCAACCGUCUUUGCCUGAUUGCUACUUUUUAUA